Melitaea cinxia (Glanville fritillary) is the source of this 1968-nucleotide messenger RNA. Its product is annotated as WD repeat-containing protein 43. Gene Ontology annotation, molecular function: protein binding. NCBI's taxonomy places the organism in Eukaryota, Metazoa, Arthropoda, Insecta, Lepidoptera, Nymphalidae. Gene Ontology annotation, cellular component: nucleolus. Gene Ontology annotation, biological process: maturation of SSU-rRNA from tricistronic rRNA transcript (SSU-rRNA, 5.8S rRNA, LSU-rRNA). The transcript has 11 exons. The coding region runs from base 16 to 1881 and encodes 621 amino acids. The record is from RefSeq and is a predicted model, not a curated record.
AAAAAGUUGUAAAAGAUGGCAGAGGCCGCCUUUUCGGAGGACGGAAAAUAUUAUUCGGCGAUAAGCCAAGACGGUAGAUUGAGAAUAUGGGACACAGAAACUAAUGUCCUCAAACAGGAGUACACGCCGGACCUCCAUUUAUCGUCCCCGCCGUCCUGUUUACAAUGGCUCACGGUCUCGUCAACCGCAAGCCCUCCGAAAGGUUCGAGAAGAAAGUCGGUUUCGGAAGGGGAAACGCAAUGUAUAGCUCUAGGAACGUCAAGUGGAAAGAUUCUUCUAUAUUCUAUAAGCCAGGCUAAAGUUGAAACAGUGUUAAAAGAUGAUAAGAAAAAUCAUAAAAUUCAAUCCCUAGAUUGGCAUAGAAAAUAUGGUUUAUUCAGUUGUUCAAAUGAAAAUUAUAUUCAAGAAUGGGACAUACAAAGUUCAAGUGUUAGGAAUAAGUACAAUAUUAAUAUUACGACUAAUAAUAAGCAAGGAAACAAAGUCAGCGCCAUAAGGAUUGUACCACACAAUCAGAAUACCCCUGCCAAGUACAUAAUAGCAGCAUCGUGGCAAGUAAGGCUCUGGAGAUUGCACGAUAAUGACGCAACUGUGGUAAAGUGUCUCGGUCACAACGCUGCUCCGAGAGCUUUACUCACUAUCGCACAGUUGAACAAGUCUUGUUGGCUGAUUGAAGGCUCACAAACGGAACGCCUACUCUCAUUUUGGGACGUAACAAUCACAGAAGACCAUAUACCUCAAACUAACGGAGACGACACUAUACCGAGUAAACGUCAAAGAAAAAAAUCCUUCAAUGCUCCUCAUAUACCGACCCCAACCUACAACUUUGUUCUCGAAGACGCCCCAAGGAUAAUUGACGUAGAACUUAAGACGGAGGAUAAUGUUAAUAAGUUAAAUUUAGUGGCAGCCACUAGGAGCGGCGUUGUACAUUAUUACGGACAUAUGUUAAAUGGGGCAUCAUCAAAACCUAUAAAGCCAUCAGUCACAAUCCAAGUAACGACGGAGGAUGCCCAACCGUUACCGUUGCAGUGUUGUAAACUUCCAGCGACGGGAGACUUACUUCUAGGAUAUAAUAACGGACCCACAUUACUGUUUGAAAAAAUUAUACCAGACUUGAAGACAAAAACGCAAGUUUUAAUACGAGGUGAAUUCAAACAGAAGAGUAAAGGGAAUCAGUCAAAUGAAGUCAAUAAAGUUCGCUCGGAGAAACAAAAUGACGUUACAUACAUUGAACCAAUGGGAGGAGUCAGUAGGAAACGACCCACCGUCGGAGGAAAGGUCGAGGUAUCAAUGGAGGCACGUCUAGAAAAUUUAACAGUUGACGUCAAGAGUCGCAGUAAAUCAGCAGUCAAUCAGAACAUGACCAAACUCUUAAUGCAGGGAUUGCAUUCAAAUGAUAAAGGUAUGGUGCUAUCAGUCCUACAGCGGGAUGACCCGGCCGUGGCCCGACGGACAGUGGCCUCCUUGCCUCCGGACUACGUCCCGCUGUUGCUGCAACAGCUGGCAGACCUGGCCUCUAGGAGGACAGGCCAAUGUGCCGCUGCCUGCACCUGGCUUUCCGCAGUGCUGCAGACCCACUCCGCGCUGCUGCUGGCCACCCUCGGCUCCAGCUCCUCCGACCACCUCACACAGCUGCUGGCUAUAUUCACACACAGACGAUCACAUCUAUGUCAACUGCUAAACUUGAAAGGUCGCUUAGACCUCACAAUAGCACAGCGGUCAUCCAGCGAUGACAUUGUUGAACAACAACCCGUGCUGGAGUAUAAUGAUUCAUCAUCAGAUGAAGAAAUGGAAAUAGAAAGGUACCAGUCCGGCAGCGAACAGUCCUGGGACGACGACGGGGAGAGUCCGGCCAGUCACAGCGACCAGUCAGACGAUUGACAUUAAAUGUUCUAUUUAUAUUUCAUUUUAACUUGUCUGUUAUAUAUUACAAUGUUAAGAAUAAUAGUAAAUAAGAUUAAUUUUUAA